Molecule: messenger RNA, 981 nt
Organism: Nerophis lumbriciformis (worm pipefish)
Lineage: Eukaryota; Metazoa; Chordata; Actinopteri; Syngnathiformes; Syngnathidae
Source: RefSeq, a predicted model, not a curated record
AUGAUGUGUGACAAGCCGCCGUCGUCACCCAGUGAAGCAGGGCUUGUUUGCAUUCAUCAGCCGGCGACCGUGUCAUGUGACAAGCCGCCCGAUGUAGGCCGGUUUGUCCGCCGAGAAAGUGCCAUUUUCCGCAUUCACUCCCCUGCUGCGUCCUCGGUGACCCGUGGGACUGCUUGCCGCAGCAGGAGAAUGACGAGCUGUAAUAGUCAGCUGAAAGUUGCUCGCCACCUGAGGGUGGCCGAUCGGUGGGACCCGAUGGAGGAAUCGGAGGAAGGAGAGACUAGAGACAACCUCUGUGAUGUGCUGCUUUGGGUGCUCCUGUUUCUGCUGCCUCUGGCUGACGGAGCUCACAUUGAAGACGGCGAUUCCGCUGCGGGACUGGAUUUGGGUCACGCGGCGCCAUUGUUGGAGGGCCAAGAGGAGCAACAAGUUGUCACGCUGUCAGAGGAGCAGGAAGACUACAUGUACUCUCCGUGGCAUCAUCUAUAUGACCCUUUCGUCACAGACGAAGCGGACGAUGAUCCCAGCUCUCGCUUGAUUGUCCGCGCGCCGCGUUCCUUGGACGCCUCCGAACUUCAACCAAAGAAAAAAAAGCGAAAGAAGACGGGAAAAGAUGAAACAAGCGAGAAGGGAGAAAGAAAAUCCCGUAGUAAAAACAAGCAAAGCAAGCAGAGCAGCAAGGACUGCCAUGUUGAGAAGCGAGAGAUGAAAGUUCGCGAUCUGGGAUUGGGCUUCGACUCGGACGAGAUCAUCCUUUUCAAGUUUUGCGUGGGCUCCUGCCAGUCUUCCAGGACUAACUAUGACUUGGCGCUGAAAACUUUACUGAAGAACGGCUCGCUGCCACGACGUACGGCCCGCAAGGUCAGCACCCACCCGUGUUGCAGACCCGAACGCUAUGAACCAGUUUCUUUCAUGGACGCUCAGACCACGUGGAGGACCAUCACAUCCUUAUCGGCUGCUAGCUGCAUUUGUAUGGGCUGA